This is a messenger RNA of Phlebotomus argentipes, 1919 nucleotides long. It is a transcript of the gene asrij, whose product is annotated as OCIA domain-containing protein 1. The transcript has 5 exons. The record is from RefSeq and is a predicted model, not a curated record. Gene Ontology annotation, cellular component: endosome. The coding region runs from base 90 to 914 and encodes 274 amino acids. NCBI's taxonomy places the organism in Eukaryota, Metazoa, Arthropoda, Insecta, Diptera, Psychodidae.
CAGUGCCUCUAGUGAGUAUCUCCAAAGUGACUUUUCAGCUGUUGGCGUGCAAUUUUUGGUUAAAAUUGGGAAACACCGAUUCUUGAGAAAUGUCCGCAAAUCCUCAACAGCAGUACUAUCAGCCUCCUGCUGGAGCUCCGGGGCAGCCCAACGACCACCAUCCUCAGCAUCCACAGCAUCCGAGGGCCAAUUUCCAAUUCUCAGCUGAAGAAUUGAGAGUCCUGAAGGAGUGCAACAGAGACAGUUUUUAUCAGAGAUCUCUCCCACUAAGCACCGCACUGGGAAUGGCAGCAUUUCUCGGCGUGAAGAGAGGCUUCCUUCGGCCCAACGCUAAAUGGGGCGCAACUCCUAAGGUCGUCGUUGGCGUCAUUACAGGAUAUUUCUUCGGAAAGUUCAGCUAUCAGCAAAAGUGUGCUGAGAAGCUGAUGAGAUUGCCCAAUUCAAAAGUGGGCGAAAUGCUGAGGCAGCGCAAAAGAGGCGGAAUGUAUGAAGGCAUGGCUCCUGAUCAGGGAUUUGGAACAGGACUGGGACUGUCAGCCUUUGGCAGCUCCACAGAUUCUCACAGUGAUGAAUCCCACGGACGCAAUCGCUCCAGUGCUCUUAAUCUCGAUACCGAGAGACCCUCAAGCACGGAAUUGGAUGAUAUUUACAGACCAAGUCUCGAUGCGGAUGCAAAGCCGGCUCCUAUCACGAAAUUCGAUGACAACUUACCCUUGGAUCCGCCCAAGACGUCCACAAGUUAUGAUGAGCUUCGACAGAGGAAUCGCGAGGAGUAUAUGAAGAAAAUGCGAGGUCCACCUCAGCCAGAAACCCCACCGCCAGUGGAGAGACGACCUCCGCCACCCAGAGAAGUGCCACAGCCGCAGGAUGGCUCUGCUCAGAAGAAUAAAUACGGAGACGUGUGGUCACAGUAAAAAUCCUUAGGAGACUCAAAAAUGUACAGAUGAUUGUGAGUAAACGCAUAGUUUCAAAGGGUUGCGUGUAGGUAGUUCAAGGCAAUCCCGGAAUCCCUUUUGUUCUCGAGAUAACGGCUCAAUCAUGCUUUGGCACAUCUUGAGUGUCGAAAAUGUUCCUUCCUUGAAUUUUUAUGACCUUUGCCUACUCUUCAGUUCAGCUGAAAGUGAUUUACAACCCGGGAAUUUCCGACAAAUUUCUCCAAUUCCUCUGUUUGUUUGCACAUGGUGCGAAACUCCAUUAAACACUACUCCUGGUCACCGUCCUCGUCCCAGGUAGACACUCAGUUUCUGUCGAGACGCUCUUUGCGAUGGACAUAGAGAAGUCUGUGCUUGAGUUUGUGCCUCUGGAAGUGGCUUUUGUGACGUUCAAGCCCCAUUUGGGCUCCAAAACAACAGUUCACAUAGAAGAAGUUUUUGAGAUGGACGAGCAGGAGUUGCAGAAGCGUGAAGACUCCAAAGAGCGCGAUAAAUAUCUCAUUGGGCCACCAGCCUUCAAUCACUUUCUAUGGGUAGGAAACAGUCAAAACACAUGCAGUGAUAAAAUACCCACACAAAAUCUUUCCAGUAUUCGCGAUCUCUAAGACAGGAACUCUCCUCAAUUGGACCAGAAAGGAAGCUAAAAGUGACUCACCUCAAGGUGGAAUCCGGAGUUCGCUCAGGAUUUAUCGUUAAGAAUACACUGUAUCACUCUCUCACCAUCAUUGUGGGUCCCAUUGAAGAGCACUUCUACUUUCUGGACUCAGUGAACUUCAACGUUCGCUACGGACGUCGUUUCCGACCACAUUUAGAAGCCCUAGCCAGGAGCAGUGUUCUUGCCAAAAUACCCUCAGCCUAUGAUAAAUGCCCACGCGACUUCUGCGCGAACAAUUGUAUAAAAUGCCGCUCUUCCGCUAAUCCGAGGGUCUGUCUUUGCAACGGCAAAUCUUUUGCAAAUAUUUAAAUAAAUAAAAUGGAAUUUCAAGU